Cydia fagiglandana is the source of this 4220-nucleotide messenger RNA. RefSeq lists its product as uncharacterized. Lineage: Eukaryota; Metazoa; Arthropoda; Insecta; Lepidoptera; Tortricidae. Gene Ontology annotation, molecular function: SUMO-specific endopeptidase activity. The coding region runs from base 236 to 4027 and encodes 1263 amino acids. The transcript has 23 exons. Gene Ontology annotation, biological process: protein desumoylation; proteolysis. Gene Ontology annotation, cellular component: cytoplasm; nucleus. The record is from RefSeq and is a predicted model, not a curated record.
UGUAGUCAACGUGACGCUAGGCGGCACUAGCGCGCUGCGCGUGAGCACGCCGCGCGCGACGGCGCGGGCGCCGGGGGUCGCGGGCGGCGUGCGCGCCGAGCCGCGCCUGCUCAACCCUCACGCGCAACAACACCGCCCGCCGAGACCGCGCACUCCCAUCAACCAGCAGCAGCAGCAGCACCAGCAACAUCAGCUUUCCUCACACGUGAACCAGCUCGUGAACCAACAGCAGGCUAUGAACCAGCAACAAGUUCACCAGCAGCAACAACAACAACAGUUUAAUCAACUGAAGCUCGCUACACAACAACAACAACUCCUACUUAACCAGCAAAAUCAAAAUCAAGCGACGCGCAUCAUAACCCAACAAGGAACUAUUGUGACGCAAGGAAACCAGUCCAUGAUGCAGCACAAUGUAGUCCAACAACCAAACCAGAACGGUCCCAUGCAGAACACCCUCACUGUGAUACCUCAGCGCUCCUCCCCGCACCAACAACAGCAGCAACAAUCAAAGAAAGUCAUCGUUCAACCGAAUAAUGCUAAUGACAUGGAUGAUCUCGAAGAGAGCAUAACAGCCGCUAUACUAACGAAACAUACUGUCAACGAACCCGCUAUACCCCAGCAGUACCAUUCACCAUCACCGCAGAUACGACCGCAGGCUUCAACUCAUCAGCAAAUGAACUACAGUCCGCAGUUGGGCUAUCAGCAGCAGAUGGCCUACGAGCAGCAGCCGCACACGCACCAAGUCCUGAUGGAGACAGACGCGGAGGACGAGCGGCAGCUGCUGACGCUAUCCACUGGGCAGAGGAUGACAUUGGCGGAGUACAAGCGGAUCCACCAGCCCGGCAUGCGCGUGCCGGGGGCGCAGCCUCAACUGCAGCAACCUAGGGAUAAUGGCCGCCAAACGCUGGUGCGUAGCAAAGAGCAGCAACGGCCCGUGCAACGCGUACCUCCUAUGCAAUCACAACAAGUGCCUCAGCAUGACAACAAUGAGCCACCAAGUGGACCGUCAGAACAGUCGUCAGAACCCCAGUCAGCAAAAAUGUUGAUAUUCCUACAAAAUGGUGAACAGAGACUUAUCACAUUUACACUGCCAAAAGAAAGUUGUACGCUCCAAGAGGUUUUAGAACAGGUGAACGUUCCAUUUUCCGAAGAUACUCAUAUACAAUGUAUGCAAAACACGAGCAGCGAGAUUGAUUACUUUGUGUCAGUUGGCUCGACUUCCAGAAUCGAAGACUUGCUGGAAAACCAUCCGAUGCUAGUUGGCGAUAUGAGCAGUCGAAGCUCGCCUAAUGUGUCUUUGCAACCUCAAAGCAGCGAAAUGUCUACCCCAGAAAAGUCUUCAUGCCCUGAAACUGCGAGUCAAAGCCCAGAAUCUCCGGCGCACACGCCGCCGCCGCGCUACGUGGACGGCAUGCUCGCGCUCUGCAAGACGUGCGGCUACACGGGAUUCGACUUCAGUCGAUGCGAAAGAUGUAAGCGAGUAUUUACUGAAGAACCUAAAAGUGUACCAAUAGCAAGUAAGAAAGUAGAACAAAAGAAAAAGGACCCCGAGAAAUUAAUUUUAGAAAAACAAAACUGUGGCGAUGGAAUAAAAUUAAACUUAUUAAAGACCACAGUUAAGAAUUUAAAUAGUAAAACGCCUGUUCAAGACAAAAAACCACCCAGAGUUAGAAAGCCCAGAGGGAAACAACCAGAUCCGGAACCUGUUAUACUGACAUUAAGUUCUGACGAAGAAGACUCCAAUAGUUCUCUUCUGAGCAACCAGCAUGAACAUUCCAUAAUGAUGAAGGAACCCUCUAUGAGCGAAAUAGAAAGUGGCACACCUGACAGCGGCAUUGGGAUGGAUCAAAUGGAUGAUGCCAGCAGAGACGAGAUGAGCCAGAGCGCCAUGCAAGACAUUAUUGCAUCCCUCACAUGCCGCACCAUCAGGAUUGGCUCAUAUAAAUAUACUCCAAAAGAAAAGGUCACUAUCUCAUCCAAAGGAGUUAAAAUUGUUGCUCCCUCACUCAAAGAUGAAUCCCGAGAUGUGGCACUUCAAAUUCAGCUGAAAGAGGUCGUGAGAUUAUUAGCACAUUUCUCUAAAGGUGUACCAGUCAUAUUCUUGUAUACUGUUAACAAAUGUGGGAUUUAUAUAAGAAAAGCUCUUGACAUGACGGAUGAAACAGGUCCAUAUUAUAACCCAAUGUCAAAAAUCGACCCCCAAAGAAGAAUAACGUUGUUGCCGGACUGUAUAACAGAUGAAGCGAAGGCAGCAUUUAAAAUACUGUUCGGCAAAACUAUGGACGAACUGAACGGUCGGGAGGCUAAUGAUAUUUUGGUCAGAACGUGUACGAAGGAAGGCAACAGCGUUGCGAAGAUGGCCACGCGGUCGACGAGUGCUUCCAGUACUAGUGGAGCUAAAAGCUCUGGCCCUACAGAUAUAAGACAAAUAUUAAUUUAUCCACCUGGGAAAGGUGGUAUACCUAUCAAUACAGAAGACUAUAUGUGCCUAGCCCAAGACCAAUUCUUAAAUGACGUGAUAAUAGACUUCUAUUUAAAAUAUUUAGUUCAUGAUGUCCUAACACACAUACAGAGAGAAAAGACUCACAUAUUUAGUACUUUCUUUUACAAAAGACUAACAACAAAACCCAGUAAGGUUAACAAAAGUUCUAACCCCCACGAGUGGGACAACAGUCUGACGCCGGCGCAAAAGAGACACGCGCGAGUCAAGACGUGGACUAAAAACGUCAAUAUAUUUGAAAAAGACUUCAUAGUAGUUCCUAUUAAUGAGAAUUGUCAUUGGUUCGUCGCUAUAAUAUGUUUUCCCACUAUCGAGGGAUGCCGGAGUAUGAUAGACAACCGGACUGUUACGCCGCAGGAGAUUAGGAAAAGAGAACGGCGGUCGUCUAUGCAGAUAGGCAACACCACGAUUACGCCGCUGACCAAACAGGAGCAGCUUACAUUAAGUUGCGACUCGGACAAUCUCAGCGAGCGAGACGAGGCUGAAGCGGAGGAGAGUGACUUGGACAUGCAAUGCGAUUCCGACGAGGAGGAGGCCGAGGCGGCGGCGGCCGCGCCCGAGAAGAAGGUAGAGGCGCCGCCGCCGACCAAAACGGAACCUAUUAAGCAACCCUGUAUACUCAUCUUCGAUUCCCUCGCCGGAGCGUCCAGGUCAAGAGUGGUGGCUACUUUGCGAGAUUACUUGACCUGUGAAUAUCAAGCAAAGCUCUCGGCUACGAAAGUGUUCAACAAAGAUAACAUCAAAGGAAGCUGUCCCAAAAUCCCGCAACAGAACAAUUUCACCGAUUGCGGGCUCUAUCUGCUGCAAUACGUGGAACAGUUCUUCAAGGAUCCAGUUAAAGACUACGCGCUACCGAUCAAACAAUUGGCGAACUGGUUCGACGAGAUCGUAGUGACGCGGAAGCGAGAAGAGAUAUCCUUGUUGCUGAAGGCGCUCAUGAACCGCUACAACCCGGACUCGCAUUUAACGCUGCCCGACAUUGCGUUCCCGACUCUCAACGGCAAAUUGGUCGAAAAUGAAGAACACCAAGACGAAUCAGACGGAGACAAAGCGAAUUCCAGCACAAGCAAAAUCAUCAAAACGGAACUAAAAGAGGCGGAGGGCGGGACAAUGCUCACUUUCGUCAAACAAAUAUCGGGUGACAUCCUACUUAAACCCAACUUCUCGGACGCUGCUGACGCGUUGCUUCGCAAAACCAUCAGGAUCUCCGGCGACGCGGAGAACAGACUCCAACUCAAACCGGGAUUCAUUAAAAAGGGUGACAAUGAAAAUCAAAUUCUGAUCCCUAUCAAGCUCCACUCUAGUAGUGAAUUAGUUAAAGACAUUCAAAAUACGUUACUAGUUAAUAAGAAUAAUAAAAGUAUGGGUGAUAAAAAACAUGGUGUAAAUAAUCAAAAUGUAUCCAGUGUGCACUUCAGACAGACCGUGAGUGAAAGUGACGGCAAUUCAUUCCUAAAAACGCGGCGGAUCAACAAACUCGACGACGUCAACGAAUCCAGCAAAAAAUUCAAACGGAAUGAAUGCUAAUUGUUGCCUGUCCAUACCAUAUCUAUUAAAUUAUUAUUAAUUUAAUAAAGUGUAAAGUUGUUACAUGGACGUUGUAAAUAUUAGUUAAUAAUUAACAUGUAUUAAAUUUACUGUAUUUUAUAAUGUAAAGAUUUAAAAUUAACUUGUGUAAUUAUAUUAGUUUCCACAAAAUAUAAACCUGGAGGUUAAGUUA